Messenger RNA from Rana temporaria (common frog), 2272 nucleotides. RefSeq names its product intercellular adhesion molecule 5-like. Gene Ontology annotation, molecular function: integrin binding. Gene Ontology annotation, biological process: cell adhesion. The transcript is spliced from 8 exons. The record is from RefSeq and is a predicted model, not a curated record. The coding region runs from base 402 to 2270 and encodes 622 amino acids. NCBI's taxonomy places the organism in Eukaryota, Metazoa, Chordata, Amphibia, Anura, Ranidae.
GUAUUACAAAGUACACGCUGGGUAAGGUCAUUGCCAUUUAGAAGGUGAGGAAGUGCCAUCCUACACUGAUUACAUUGAUUCUCCAUUGGAAAUGUUACUUUCUGUACUGUGUUUCUUUUUUUUUUAUUUACCACCAACUGGAAAGCUCUUAUCUGUAUUGAAAUGAAUAGACUAUGAGAAUGUGAGCCGAAAGGAAGGAGCCUUUAGAAUGUGCUUAUGAAUAAACUUCCGUUAGGCAAAACCUGUUGAGGGGAGGUCCAUCGUUACAGGAAAUUUCACUUUACGUACCACAAGAUAUCAGCAUUCUGAGCUACAGGGGAUAAGAGAGAGAAAGCAACUGACUUGCAUCAUCGAGGUCUUCAACAUUACAGCUCAGCUUAUUCUCUGCAUCAAACCUCACCAUGGGAAUCUAUUGGGUCCUUCUGGCAUUGUUCCAUGUGGCGGUCUUCGUUUAUACAGGGAACUCCUGUACAGUGCAUAUCGAAAAGGAGAACGAUUUCGUAUUAUUUGGACAAACAGCCGUCCUGAAUUGCACCAGCGACUGUACAAACCUGUCUUGGGAAACCAGACUGACUAAAGUACGAGUAUCUACCGACAGGACAAGCAACUUCUCAUGGGUUGAAGUCCACGUUAGUGAGUGGGAAGACUCACCUAUACAAUGUCUGGCAACCGAUGAUGACAUAGCUGUGGCCAGUGUGAUACCUUAUGUUCUACCAUCUGGAUUGGACAUAGACCUGAAGAGGGAACUGGAGGAGGACGAAGAACAUGAAGUCACGUGCUCAGUGUAUGGUGUGGCUCCUGUCCAAUAUGUCAUUUUAUCAGUGACCAGAGGAGGAGAAACAUUUUUCAGGAGAAUAUAUGAAGAGGACCCCAGAAAAGGCCCACAGAACCUGACGGAAACAUUUAAGUUUAACGCAACUCGUAGGGACAACCUGCAGGACUUUGCCUGCCAGGUCACAUUAAAUCUUACAAACGUCCCCAAUACCACCGUGCAGUCAUCUCCUGUCACUGUCAGGACAUAUGCUCUGCCGGAGGAUCCCCGCAUUACAGCCGAGAUGUGGCUGGAAAAAGGGACAGUGACUACAAUCAGCUGUGAGGUCCCCCGUGCAUUCCCUCCAGAUAAUAUCAUUACAGUGUUGUCUGUUGAUGGUUUUCCUAAUACCAGUGUCACUGGGAACGUGUCCGUUUCAUUCAACCUGGAUACCAAUGAACUACCGGCGGGUCUGCAUGAUUUGGUUUGUGUAUCGCAAGUGUUCCGGGCCUCCAAGCAGAGCAAUAUGAGCAUACAUAUUUAUGAACCUCCUAUGGUGAACCUCACAGUGUCCAGUAAGGUUGCAAACCUGGGUGACACGGUGACCGCUGACUGUAAUUUAAUUCGGGGUAAUGCAGACAACUUUGGUCUUUCCAUAAGUGUGGAUGGAGAAGAAGUGAAGAGGGGGGAAUCCCCGGACCUGACUGAAAAUAUCAUCAUAACAAGAAGAAAAGCAAAUCUCACUGUUGCCUGUAAAAUAUUAAUUCGGGACAAUAAGAAAGAGCUACUUACAAAAGAAGAGACCCUCACUGUGCAAUAUCCACCAGAGUUCAGUGACGGUUCCUGUCCGGACUCUAUCGCUUGGGUAGAGGGAAAGGAAAGGAUGUUUGGCUGUAGGUCUGAAGGGAACCCAACUCCUGAAGAAGAGUGCACCUUGUAUCCUGCAAACUGGUCUCUGCAAACCACAACAUCCUUCUCUGCAGAAAGAAAUAUGUCAGGAACCUAUACAUGCCAAGCAUCAAAUCUUAUAGGAACCGUGAAUAAAUCUGUGAAAGUUACAGUGCAAUACCCACCAGGAAUACCAACAGUGGACAUUUGGACAACAUCUGCGAUUAGUGUAGGAGGGUUUGUCAAUUUAACUUGUCAUUCAGAUGCUCUGCCUCCUCCUACAUACAGCUGGGAAAUCCCACCUCAGGCUCAGGUGGACUUCUUCCGAGACAAUAGAUCCAUCACCAUUAGAGAAGCAUCAUUGUACCACAACGGAACGUACACCUGUCACGCCAAGAACAAACAUGGACGUUCAUCCACACCACAGGAUUUAGAAGUUAAAAGUGGUGUCAAGGAUUGCACUACACUUUCGAUCGUUCUUGGUUGUGUUGGAGGAGCAAUUUUGGUGGCUAUCAUAAUAGGAGCCAUCUGUUACGUUUAUUGUCAAAGAGACAAAAAAGGGUUUUAUCCUGUGGGACGCAAUCGUUACAGCGGGGAAAUUCCUAUGCCAGAAAUAAAAAACGCAGCCUAGGC